AUGCCCAGUGCCGUAUCACCAGCGCUUGAAGCCGCCUCUGCGGAGGCCAAGGGAACCAAGAGUCCUCGAAGCCUCAACAUUGACGACUUCCCACACUUGGUAGAUGCAUCCGCUCUCGACACCGCAUCAAGAAUUCUGGGUGUAAUCGACCGAUAUCGUUUGCAAAAGUCAAAAGAUGAUCCAGUUGGAGCAGGCGAAGGCGGCUUGAAGUUUCUGGCCGUCAUUUACAGCCACAUCAAAGCUGGCAAGGCUGUCCCAAUGUGCCUUCCAGCCUUCCCCUUCAAGUCUCCAAACAGAUCAGCAAAGGUUCUCGGCAAGAAUCCCGACAGGGCAGAAGAACUUGCUUUAAGCCACCUUAACGGAUUAUGCCAAGCCAUUACAGACAUAUACCCCCCUGGGGCUAAACUCACCAUCAUCUCGGACGGUCUUGUAUACAAUGAUCUUCUUGGUGUCCCUGAUAAGGAUGUCUGGUCAUAUGGUGAGAACCUUCGGCUGCUGGCCAAGGCAAAGGGCUUCACCCAGAUUGACUUCUGCCGACUGCGAGACCUUGUGCCCAUCUCUCUGCCAAAUGAGCUGGAUGAGAUGACCUAUGUCGCAAACGCAUCGAAUUUCCGCCGAUCCCUCCUCAACACUUUCGGCAACCCAAAUUGGGAAUGGAAGGAAGUGUGCCAAAUUGAAGAUGUAUGCCUUACAUACAGAGGCUACAUCAAAUUCCUGGAAACCGACUUGGCAGAAGUCUACCCGCUUCAAGAGGAUCGAAGCAAGUCUAGGUAUAAGCGCGGAAUCGAGUAUAUCGCAAAACAAAUGAUGUAUCGCGGAGAUGCAUUUGCAAGCGCUGUUCGACAAAAGUACAAGGACCAUGUUCGUCUGUCGAUUCAUCCUUCCACUGGUGCCAACAAACUCUCAGUCAGCCUGCUUCCCACCACCACCAUGUUCACAACGCCAUGGCACUGCACCGUUGGUUACAAGCUCGAUGGUACGGUGGUCUCUGGUAUGCGAUCCGAUUUCGAAAAGGACGAAACGUACGAGUUGGUCUUGGAGAAUGGACACCCUAGCUAUUAUCGUGAAAAGUCGGAUCUCUUUUCUUGGGGCACUGAGAAGGGUGGUGUGACUUUCGAGCCGAUAUAUCCAAGUGGUUGGUUGUUGAAGCCAGCCGCUGGGCCGGGUUCCUUGACCAUCAAUGACGUUGAUGCGAAGAAGGUUCGAUCAUUGUCUGAGAUCAGCUCUCCAGUUAUCAUGCGUGGAUUCUUCAAGAAUCCCAAGAAAGAGGCUUUCAUCGAGAAGUCCAAGGAGUUUGGUGAGCCUCUGCCAUGGAAAUUUGGGCUUGUUCUUGAGGUCAAGGACCAAGGCACAGACACUCGCGGCCUCAACAACGUCCUUUCGGCCGAGUGGAUGCCAUUCCACUACGAUGGACUUUUCAAGACCGCCACACAGGUCAAUGACAAGGGCGAAGAAGUUUGCGUCUCCGUUCCUCCCCACUUCCAGUUUUUCGUUGGCGCCACCUCCUCCCCCAGGGACACUGGCUUCACAUUGUUCUCCUCGUCAACCAUGUUCUUCAAGUAUCUGCCCAAGUGGCUGACGGUGGAGGACCUCGCGAAGAAGACGUGGGCAGUCUCGACAUCCUCCUUCGACGCAACCAAGCUGAAGGGGCUUCCGUUGGUUAUUUCUCAUCCUACGACGGGCAAGCCAUGCCUCCGAUAUCACGAGCCAUGGCCGCAGACCAAGACGCAGUUCGAGGCUACCCUGGUCACCCUCGACGACCAUGAUGAAGCGAGCAACCAGGCCAUUUGUGAAGCCAUUGACGCCACGCUUCACGACAGGCGAGUUGCAUACUACCACAUUUGGGAGAAGGGUGACCUGGUUGUGAGCGACAACAUCUUGAUGAUGCACACGCGAAGCGACUUCACCGCUGGAAGCGAUCGGGAGCUCUGGCGAAUCCACUUUGACUAG
This is a messenger RNA of Metarhizium brunneum ARSEF 3297, 1950 nucleotides long. Its product is annotated as Isocyanide synthase xanB. Lineage: Eukaryota; Fungi; Ascomycota; Sordariomycetes; Hypocreales; Clavicipitaceae. The record is from RefSeq and is a predicted model, not a curated record. Gene Ontology annotation, molecular function: oxidoreductase activity.